Paralichthys olivaceus (Japanese flounder) is the source of this 2262-nucleotide messenger RNA. It is a transcript of the gene rpap3, whose product is annotated as RNA polymerase II associated protein 3. Lineage: Eukaryota; Metazoa; Chordata; Actinopteri; Pleuronectiformes; Paralichthyidae. Gene Ontology annotation, cellular component: protein folding chaperone complex. Gene Ontology annotation, molecular function: protein binding. The record is from RefSeq and is a predicted model, not a curated record.
GACAACAAUGUGGAAAUGUUAGCAUCGAGCCCGCCCCCCGGUUAGCUUCCUCUAGCUAGCACAGAGAGGUCGUCUGUCGCCACGGUCACGUGAUCACUAAAGUUCAAAGCCAAAGAAAUCCAGUCUCCGAGGAAAGAGAAGUUGACUAGUCAGCACAUUCUGUGGAUGAGCUGCACCAGGUUUCCUUAAAGAUCAAGGAGAACUAGUAACAUGUCCGGGGGAAACAAAGCCAUCGAGUUGCAGCUUCAGAUGCGACAGAACGCGGAGGAGCUGCACAGCUUCAUGAAGGAGCUGGAGGGCUGGGAGUCUGACAUGAAGACGAAGGACGAGGAGCUGAGGACAACGGGACAACAGGAGACCGAGAAGAAACUCCCACCUGUGCGCAACAAAAAAUACCAAACGAAGAUGAGGGAGAAGAGGAAGAAGAAGAUGGAGCAUGCUAGGAGUGGUGACGAUAAAGCAGAGGAGCACCAACACUCGUCAAGGAUAAAAGCACAUGAUUACCGAUCGUGGGACAAGUUUGACGUGGACAAAGCUCUGGCCGAGAUGGAUAAAGAAGAAAGUCCAGUAGAGUCAAACGAGUCUGACUCAGAGGAAGCUGCAGUCGAUCGAGAGAAAGCUCUGUCAGAGAAGGAAAAGGGUAAUAUGUUGUUCAAGGAAGGGAAGUAUGACGAUGCCAUUGAGUGUUACACCAGAGGGAUGAGUGCGGAUCCUUACAACCCUGUGCUGCCCACCAACAGAGCCACCUCCUUCUUCAGACUCCAAAAGUACUCUGUGGCGGAGUCCGACUGCAACUUAGCGAUCGCUCUGGACAGCAAUUACUUUAAAGCUUAUGCGCAAAGAGGAGCGGCACAGUUUGCGCUGAAGAAAUAUAAAUCUGCUUUAGAAGAUUAUGAGAUGGUUUUGAAGCUUGACCCAGGGAACACGGAAGCACAGAACGAAGUGAAGAAAAUCACUGAGGCCCUUGGGAAGGAGGCCCCGACUUUCCAAAGUGAAGCCACGCAGCCACAGGAAGCUUCCACAGUCGACUCUGAGCAGCAGAGACUGAUGGAGGAACAGCAGAAGAGGCAGGAGGCCGUUUUACAAAAAGACAGAGGGAAUGCUUAUUUCAAAGAGGGGAAGUAUGAAGCAGCCAUCGAGUGCUACAGCCGAGGUAUGGAGGCAGACAGCAUGAACGUCCUUCUUCCUGCCAACAGAGCCAUGGCCUUCCUGAAGCUUGAGAGGUAUAAGGAGGCAGAGGAAGACUGCACUAAAGCCAUUUAUCUGGACAGUACUUACUCCAAGGCUUUUGCCCGUCGAGCAACAGCCAGAGUGGCUUUAAGGAAAUUAGAGGAGGCCAAACAAGACUUCCAGGUGGUGUUGAAGCUGGAGCCAGGGAACAAACAGGCCUUGAAUGAACUCCAGAAACUCAAGAUUGACGUUGGUGCCAGCGGACGUCUUCAAACAGACGACAGCUCACAGAGGAGAACAGUUCAGCCGAUUGAUAAACUGAUUCAUCUGCGCUCAACCAAACCUAUGAGGAGAGUGGAAAUCACGGAAGUCAGUGGGGAAGCUACGUUGCCUGAGGAGGAGUCAAGUGGGUCCAAGACCUUCAUCCAGGAAGUGUUGAGGGAGCGUGAGGAUGACUCCUCUCCACUGUCCACAUCACCCAGUGCCAAAAUUAUCAAAAUCGAGGAGACGGCAGACGCACCCUCGCCCGUAUCAGAAAAGGUCCCUCCCAGCAGACAGUCUGAACCAGUGCAGGAUGAAAUCACUCACCCGCCUGAAACGUCAACCAUCACUCCCUCAUUAGUUAUAGACCUGCCCCCUCCACCCACCAGCAGCUUCCAGCUGGAGGCCGACAUCCGCAAGAUCGGACAGCAUCCAGAAGUGAUUUACAGAUAUCUGAGGCAAAUCAAGGCUGAAUCGUACAUUAAGAUCUUCCAAAGCUCCCUUGAACCUGACAUCCUCAGUCAGAUACUGACAACGCUGCACGAGUUCUACAUAAAGAAUGACACGCCUGCUGUCAUACUGGAGGUCCUCAGCAGUCUAGCGAGUGUGCGGCGCUUCGACAUGACUGUAAUGUUCAUGUCGUCUCCAGAGAAGAAAGUGCUGAAAGACCUGUUCGACUUCCUUCACCGAGCCGAGCUGGACGAAUCAGCCAUUACACUCUUACAGAAGAAGUACGGUGUGUGAGGCUCCACGUUUCAGUGAAGACACUUAAGCAUCCAACAGAAAAUGAACACCUGGUAUUUCCAAUAAAAUAAAACAUGUACCAAUAAA